AUGAUCGCCUCGCUCGCUCGCGUUCAGAGGGGUCGCUCCGCCUUCUCAGCCGCACACAAGGCUAUCGGUGCCAAGCGCACCCUCGCCACUCCAGCCGCCGACGGCCGCGUCCCCACCUUCCACCCGUCGCGAGUGCCACCCUACGCUGAGCUCCUCGCCACGCUCGAGGCUGUCCGCGCCCAGCUCAACCGCCCGCUCACGCUCUCCGAAAAGAUCCUCUACUCGCAUCUGCGCAAUCCGGACCAGGACCUCGCCGGCGUCGGCGCCGACGUCUCGGCCAUCCGAGGUAAAAAGUAUCUCAAGCUCAAGAUCGACCGUCUCGCCAUGCAGGACGCCUCGGCACAGAUGGCGCUGCUCCAGUUCAUGACGUGCGGUCUGCCGCGCACCGCCAUCCCGUCCAGCGUGCACUGCGACCACCUCAUCCAGGCCUACGAGGGCGCAGAGGCCGAUCUCAAGCGCUCCAUCGCCUCCAACCAGGAGGUGUUUGCCUUCCUCGAGUCCGCCUCCAAGAAGUACGGCAUCGAGUUCUGGGGCCCGGGAUCCGGCAUCAUUCACCAGAUCGUGCUUGAGAACUACGCCGCCCCCGGCCUCUUGAUGCUCGGCACCGAUUCGCACACUCCCAACGCUUCCGGCCUCGGCUGUCUCGCCAUCGGCGUUGGCGGCGCCGACGCCGUCGAUGCCAUGACAAACACGCCCUGGGAGCUCAUGGCUCCCAAGGUGCUCGGCGUCCACCUCAAGGGCGAGCUCAGCCCCUGGUGCACGCCCAAGGACGUCAUCCUCCACCUUGCCGGCAAGCUCACCGUGCGAGGCGGCACCGGCAAGAUCGUCGAGUACUCGGGUCCGGGCCUCCAAACCCUACCUGCAACCGGUCUCGCCACCAUGUCCAACAUGGGUGCCGAGGUCGGUGCUACCACCUCCGCCUUCCCCUUCACCCCGGCCAUGAGCUCGUACCUCGAGGCUACCGGUCGUGCCGAGGUCGCCCGUGCCGCCGAGCGCGCAGCCGGCCAGGGCUUCCUCUCCGCUGACGAGGGCGCAGAGUAUGACGAGCGCAUCGAGAUCAACCUCUCGGACCUCGAGCCUUGCCUCAACGGCCCCUUCACUCCCGAUCUCAGCACGCCCCUUUCCGAGUUUGUCAACAAGGCCAAGUCGGACCAGCGCGACCACCCAGUCGAGCUCAGCGCCGCGCUCAUCGGCAGCUGCACCAACUCGUCGUACGCCGACAUGGCGCGCUGCGCCUCCCUCGCACAGCAGGCGCGCGACCGCGGCAUGAAGGUCAAGUCGAGCUUCGACGUCACGCCCGGUUCCGAGCAGGUGCGCGCCACGGUCGAGCGUGAUGGCAUCCAGCAGGUGCUGACCGACGUCGGCGCGCGUGUGCUCGCCAACGCCUGUGGACCAUGCAUCGGUCAGUGGAACCGCAAGGAGCUGCAGGGCGAGGACAACGUCAUCCUCACCUCGUUCAACCGCAACUUCCGCGGUCGCAACGACGGCAACUCCAAGACCUGGAACCUGCUCGCCUCGCCCGAGAUCGUCACCGCCAUGGCCUUUGCCGGACGUCUCGACUUCAACCCCAUGACCGACACCCUCACCGCGCCGGACGGCAAGCCGUUCAAGUUCGAGCCGCCCAAGAGCGACGUACUCCCCGCCAGCGGAUUCGCACAGGGUGACAUCGGAUACCUGCCCGCGCCCAUGCCCGAGCCCCAGCCCGACACCGAGGUGCUCAUCAGCCCCACCUCGGCGCGUCUCGAGCCGCUGCAGCCCUUCGACUCUCCCUUCGCCGCCACCGCCGCACAGGGCAAGUACGAGCUGCCCACCAUGCGCUGCCUGCUCAGGAUCAAGGGCAAGUGCACCACCGACCACAUCAGCGCCGCCGGUCCGUGGCUCAAGUACAAGGGCCACCUCUCCAACCUCGCCGAGAACACCCUUAUCGGCGCCACCAACGACGAGCUCGACGCCGUCAACGCCGCCACCGACUACGCCACCGGCAAGCAGGACACCAUCCCCGGCGUGGCCAAGCAGUACAAGUCGCGCCAGCAGCCCUGGAUGAUGGUCGCCGACCACAACUACGGCGAGGGCUCGGCGCGAGAGCACGCCGCACUCCAGCCGCGCUUCUACGGCUGCAACCUCAUUGUUGCGCGCAGCAUCGCGCGUAUCGCCGAGACCAACCUGCGCAAGCAGGGUGUGCUCACGCUCUUGUUCGAGAACGAGGACGACUACCUGCGCAUCGGCUCGGGCGACGUGGUGGAGACGGUCAACCUUACCGACCUCAUUCGUCCCGGCGGCGAUCUGGCGACGCAGGUCAAGCUGCGCGUCACCAAGUUCGAGCAGGACGGCACCACGGUCAAGGAGACGUUUGAGCUGCCUACCAAGCACUCGCUCUCGGCGGCGCAUCUCGACUGGAUUCGUGCCGGUUCGGCGCUCAACCUGAUCCGUGAGCAGGCGGCCGCUUCGUCGAGCUCCGCCGGUGGCGUUUCGGGUGCGUUUGCUGCGGCGGCAGGUGCGGCCAAGGCGGCCGCUAGCAAGGUGGCAUCGCUCGGUGGCGUGCGUGGCUACGCAACGGCGGCAGCGGGCAGGACGGGAGGCUCGCGCAACCCCAACGACCCCAACUACGUGCCCCCCGCGGCGGACCCUCGCACGGAUGCCAUCCGCAAGAUGGUCUACCCGCCCGCGGCUGCCAAGGUGGCCACGUCGGCUUCCGAAGUGCUGCCGUUCGGCGAGGCGUCGGAGGAGGUGCACAGCACCAUCACGCGUGCAUGGUUGCUCUUCCAGCGCACUCAGCGCGAGGAGCUCGCCGAGCGCCUCGACAAGAAGCACGCCCGUCUGCGCGAGGCACUGCUGGACCUGCGUGCUACCGAACCGCGUCUUUAUGCCGCCGCUACAUACCGCGUGGCGCCCAACAAAAGGUCGCCGCGCGAGCACCGCAAGCUCGUUGAGCUCGGCCUGGUGACGCUGCCCGGUGCGCAGCCCAAGACGGAUGCGCCGACGGGUGCCGAGGCCAGGAGACUGGUCAAGGCGGUGGCCGGAGGCGCCAGGUUGGAGGGCUUGUUCCCGCGCGAGAUGCGCGUGCCCACCAACUCGCCCCCGCGCAAGGUCUGGCCCGACCACGAACCGUCCACUCUUUAG
Messenger RNA from Moesziomyces antarcticus, 3120 nucleotides. Its product is annotated as aconitate hydratase. The transcript has a single exon. Gene Ontology annotation, biological process: tricarboxylic acid cycle. Gene Ontology annotation, molecular function: 4 iron, 4 sulfur cluster binding; aconitate hydratase activity. Gene Ontology annotation, cellular component: mitochondrion; cytosol. NCBI's taxonomy places the organism in Eukaryota, Fungi, Basidiomycota, Ustilaginomycetes, Ustilaginales, Ustilaginaceae. The record is from RefSeq and is a predicted model, not a curated record. The coding region runs from base 1 to 3120 and encodes 1039 amino acids.